AUGAAGCAAUAUACUUCCAAAUUUCCUCCUCCUCCUGUCACGGGGUGUAGUAGUCAUCCUGUUAUGGGGAAUGAGUUAUUACUUUGUGAGAGAUUGACUAGGGUCCCUGUAAAACCACUCAUGAGGUUCAAGUGUGUAUGCAAAGGAUGGCACUCCUUGAUACAUACAGAUCGAAACUUCAUUGAUUUACGCUUCGCACGAUCAAAAACAUGUAAUUUUGCUGUUGGUGGUGGUGUCUCCCUUUUUACGAGCUGGCCUCAACUUCGUGUUUUCUCCUUAACUGAAAUAUUACUGUCUGAAGGAGGAGUAACGACUGUUCAAAGGGAGAUAUCUGUACCAGGAGAUUUUAAAAUAGGACUCGUUUUUGGAGCUGUCAAUGGAUUGAUUUCUAUAAUAGAACCCAACACAUAUUUUGUUUCUGUGUUUAAUCCGAGCACCAGACAGUCAACACCUUGGAUAAAAUCCAUGAUUAAACAACAACAUGAAGAUUUAUGUGAGGAAAUACAAGUAAUAGAUGAAGAUGGUAAUUAUGUAACUCACAAGAUUGAAUACAGUCAUGGACGAUGGUUUUACUUUGGGUAUGAUCCUUCCGCUAAGGAACACAAAGUGGUUAUUAUCUGGAUCAAGCAUGUAUUCCACCGGCACAAACUUUUACGUUCUGAAACUGUAUGCGAGGUCAUGACAGUUGACGGCAGACAACACAACAACAAUCUAUUAUGGAGAAGGCUUGAUGAAAAGCUCUCGCUCCCGCCGGCAAUUACACCAUACGACUUCUCAUCAUCCCUUUACACAAAUGGUUGCAUUUCUUGGCUGCGGAAGGCUCGCCCAGAUUUUGGUAGGGUAUCUUUGGUCGUCGAAUUUAAUGUCGGGAGCGAAAAGUUUAGAGUAAUUUCACUUCCCAAUUACAUCAUUGAAGAAAUUCGUUCUCCUUUUGGUUGUCAGUUGAUACAAAUCGAUGGUCGUCUAGCUGUGUAG
Messenger RNA from Papaver somniferum (opium poppy), 975 nucleotides. RefSeq names its product putative F-box protein At5g52610. Bases 1 to 975 code for a protein of 324 amino acids. The transcript has a single exon. The record is from RefSeq and is a predicted model, not a curated record. Lineage: Eukaryota; Viridiplantae; Streptophyta; Magnoliopsida; Ranunculales; Papaveraceae. Gene Ontology annotation, molecular function: protein binding.